This is a messenger RNA of Loxodonta africana (African savanna elephant), 4996 nucleotides long. RefSeq names its product zinc finger DHHC-type palmitoyltransferase 8 (gene ZDHHC8). NCBI's taxonomy places the organism in Eukaryota, Metazoa, Chordata, Mammalia, Proboscidea, Elephantidae. Gene Ontology annotation, cellular component: Golgi apparatus. Gene Ontology annotation, molecular function: palmitoyltransferase activity. Gene Ontology annotation, biological process: protein palmitoylation. The record is from RefSeq and is a predicted model, not a curated record. The transcript is spliced from 12 exons. Bases 945 to 3173 code for a protein of 742 amino acids.
GCCGGGGCACGGCCCGGCCCAUCCGGAUGGGCGAUGGGCAGAGGCUGGGCUGGCGGAGGACGGGGACAGGGUCGGGCACAGCGGCCUGGCGGGGGACUGGGCCCGGCUGGUUGGGCAGAGUCGGUGCCGCGGCGUAUGACUCCUCAUCGUGGGCUGAGAGCCUGGGCUGUGAGUGCGUCCCUCCUGGGGCAUCAGAGACAGGCAGGGCCCCGUGGGGAACUCGCGUGCCGGGUGGGCACCCCCUGAGGGUGCCGGGGAGGUCCUGGGUGUGAGGCACUGGGCCAGACAGGGAGUGUGUGCAGUCGCUGCCCAAGGUGUGGCUCCUCACCCCACAGGCCCACGAGGGAACGUGGGCACUCAGAGCCUCUAGCCUUCCCUGCAAGGAGCCCUCUGGCCUGCCCGGUCUGGGUCAGAGCCCAGAUUUUCCGUGUAGGCGUGGCCUGGCCCAGCAGCCACGUGCCUAACCCCCAGGCGUGGGCGAACCCCACUGGGCUCUCUGCCCUUCCUUGGCCUCACUGGAGGGUAAUCCAGUGGUUGCAGCUGGAGAGCCCAGGCCAGGCCACACCCAGGGACAGAGAUUUGCACAGCCCUGCUAUGGGCGGGCUGGGGCAGGCACUGGGACCCUGGAGAUCAAACUUUGGGAUGUGGGGCAGAGGGCAGGCAGGGCACUAUGGCAUCCAGCCUUAACUUCUACACCUGAGAAAUAGGUCAGCUCACAGACCAGAGCACUGCCUGGACAACAUGGAUCCCUCUCUGUGGUUGUGGGGUUCCCCCACCCCAGGCUCCAUCAGGCAUGAGAAGGGGGAGCUCCAGGUUUCAGCCAUGAGGAUCUGCAACCACCCCCUUCCACACAUCUGAGGUGCCCGUGGCUGACACGAGCCGUGUCCCCAGCGGUUCCUGUCUACAAUGGCAUCAUUUUCCUCUUUGUCCUGGCCAAUUUCAGCAUGGCCACCUUCAUGGACCCUGGCGUCUUCCCGAGAGCGGACGAGGACGAGGACAAGGAAGACGACUUCAGGGCUCCGCUGUACAAGAAUGUGGACGUGAGGGGCAUCCAGGUCCGCAUGAAGUGGUGCGCCACGUGCCAUUUCUACCGCCCACCCCGCUGCUCCCACUGCAGUGUCUGCGACAACUGUGUAGAGGACUUUGACCACCACUGCCCCUGGGUCAACAACUGCAUUGGGCGCCGCAACUACCGCUACUUCUUCCUGUUCCUGCUGUCGCUUAGCGCACACAUGGUGGGCGUUGUUGCCUUCGGCCUGGUCUAUGUGCUGAACCAUGCUGAGGGGCUGGGAGCUGCCCACACCACCAUUACAAUGGUGGUCAUGUGUGUGGCUGGUCUCUUCUUCAUCCCUGUCAUUGGCCUCACCGGCUUCCAUGUGGUGCUGGUCACGCGGGGGCGCACCACCAACGAACAGGUGACGGGGAAGUUCCGUGGGGGCGUGAACCCCUUCACCCGUGGCUGCUAUGGGAACGUGGAGCAUGUACUGUGCAGCCCCCUGGCACCCCGGUACAUGGUAGAGCCACCCCGGCUGCCGCUCACUGUGAGCCUGAAGCCACCCUUCCUCCGGCCAGAGCUCCUGGAGCGUGGUGCACCGCUCAAGGUCAAGCUUAGUGACAACGGGCUGAAGGCCAGCCUAGGCCGCAGCAAGUCAAAGGGCAGCCUGGACCAACUGGACGAGAAGCCGAUGGACCUGGGGCCGCCUCUGCCCCCAAAGGUGGAGGCGGGCACUUUUAGCAGCGACCUGCAGACCUCGCGCCCGGGCAGUGCCGAGAGUGCCCUGUCUGCACAGAGGACCAGUCCCCCAACACCCGCUAUGUACAAGUUCCGGCCUGCCUUUUCUACAGCCCCCAAGGCGCCCUUUUGUGGCCAGGGAGAACAGGUCCCAGGCCCGGACUCCCUGACCCUGGGAGAUGACAGCAUCCACAGCCUGGACUUUGUGUCCGAGCCCAGCCUAGACCUCCCUGACUAUGCACCUGGCGGCCUGCACGCGGCCUAUCCCCCAUCUCCUCCGCUCAGCGCCACUGAUGCCUUCUCAGGAGCCUUGCGCACCCUGAGCCUCAAGGCUGCAGGCCGGCGGGGUGGGGACCACAUGGCCCUGCAGCCCCUGCGUGCUGAGGGUGGGCCUCCCACGCCCCACCGAGGGCUCUUCGCCCCCCAUGCACUGCCCAACCGCAAUGGCAGCCUGUCCUAUGACAGCCUGCUUAACCCCGGCUCGCCCGGGGGCCGCACGUGCCCAGCCCACCCCUCGGCCAGUGUGGCUGGCUACCGCUCACCCUACCUGCACCCAGGAGCAGUGGGUGAGCCACCUCGGCCCCCACCCCGCAGUUUCAGCCCUGUGCUGGGCCCCCGGCCGCGGGAGCCCUCGCCCGUGCGCUACGACAACCUGUCAAGGACCAUCAUGGCCUCGAUCCAGGAACGCAAGGAUAGGGAGGAGCGCGAGCGGCUGCUGCGCUCUCAGGCCGACUCACUCUUUGGCGACUCGGGUGUCUAUGAUGCACCCAGCUCCUACAGCCUGCAGCAGGCCAGCACACUGUCUGAGGGCCCCCGUGGCCCCCCCGUGCGCUACGGCUCCAGGGACGACCUAGUGUCGGGGUCCAGCUUCGGGGGCGCCCGCAACCCUGCCCUGCAGACCUCACUGUCCUCUCUGUCAAGUGCAGUGAGCCGGGCACCAGGGACAUCGUCCUCCUCCCUGCAGGCUGAUCUGGCUAAUAGCCAUGCCCCAGGGCCCCGGCCAGGCAGCGGCUCACACAGGUCACCGGCGCGCCACGGACCACCUUCCCCACCCAGCACCCCGCGGUCGCCCUCCUACACAGGUCCCAAAGCUGUCUCCUUCAUCCACACAGAUCUUCCGGAGCCACCACCCUCGCUGGCUGUGCAGAGAGCUGACGUGGACCGUGCAGGGACAGGCCCUGGGGUGUCUUCUUGUGGAGGUGGGACGUGGCCCUCCAUUGGCAGUGACCUCCAACCUCCCUGUGCUGGGUUCUUCCUGCACACGUCCAGGGACCACCCUCAGCUGAAGACCCCCCCAAGUAAGCUUAACGGGCAGUCCCUGGGUCUGGCCCGCCUGGGGCCUUCUGCCGGCCCCCCAGGGCCCUCCGCCAGCCCCGCCCGGCACACGCUCGUUAAGAAGGUGUCCGGUGUGGGUGGGACCACGUACGAGAUCUCGGUGUGAGGACUGACCGCCACGUGCCCGCCACGGCGCCACAGGGACCGGGACCCCACAGCAACGGCCCACUCCCAACUUCUCUGCCCCAGGGAUGAGAACGAGGCCCACGCCUGGUGUGGACACGUCAGUAGGAGAGAGAGAACCUCUACAGGCUUGUCCCUGGGCUCCCCGCCCAUCCAACCACCCAUCUGCUAGCCUGAUCUAUGGGCUGCCAGGCUGCAGGCUGUGGUCCCCCUAUGGCUGCGGCUGGUGGGUGUGCGGGCCCUGCCCUGGCUCACAGCCUCCCCCCUUCACCAGGCUGGGCUCCAGUGCUGUCACCCAGAUGUCCCCUGAGGUUGUCACCAGGCCAGUUCCCAGCAAUCUCGUGGUGCCACCCAUUCCCCUUAUAGACGGGUCAGAGACGGACAGAGAGCCUGAGGCCCCACUCCUGUCCUGCGGUGGCCUGCGGGCUGCUGGGUUGAGGGCCCCAUGUGCCCAGGCUGCACCUACACGUUGCCUUUUGAGGACCCUGCUGGAGACUUGGAGCUUGGAAAGCCUGAUACCCUGCAGGGAGUCCAGCCCCAGGCCUCAGACAGCCAGCUCCAGGAUGGCUCUGGGUUCUGACGGGUGGACAGACAGACAGACAGACAGCCAGCUGUGGCAGGGUUCCCGCUCUGUGUGUCCAGUCUGGCCCCUGCUGGUGGGCAUGCGUCCCUGUGUCUGUGUGCUGAGCUGCUGUGCCACGUCCAGUGUGCUCCUGCCCGGCUGCCGCCACCCUGCCCACUGCCGGGAAAUGCAUCCAUUGAAGCCUUAACCUCUGCUCUAUGCCCUUGUGGGAGCUGGUGGGGGGCAGGUGGGCGCAGGCUCAGGGGGCCAAUGCUGCCCCAAGGCCGCCAAGACCAGGGACCUCACCCCACCCCUCCCGCUCUCCCUGCCAAACUGGACAAUUCCCGCCCCACGGCAUGCCAAGCCCCAGGCCCUGGCCCUGCGGGAGCCAGGGGCACCCAUUUGGAAAGCACGUGGGGAGGGGUGAGCGCUUCUCGGGCAUUGGGGCCCUAGAGUAAGCACACGACGGCGUCUGCUUGCGUUGUGUCUGUUUUAUGUUUUUAUAUGUACAUCUAUAUAUCUAUAAUUUUAUUAAAAAAACAAAGAGAGUCAUGUGAAUGCGUUCAUUGGGCAAGGCCAAGCUGUGGUGAGACACAGGGGCUCUGGCAUGGUGGGGUGUCCCCAGGCCUGGGCUGGAUACCAGGAGAAGUGACGGCCCACUGGCACGGGGCUGGUGUCUGGGCGAAUGGUGGCCAGCUGGAGGAUCUCUUGCUCCAUCACCUGGCUCUGUGUUCCUGGCAGUGGCAGGACAUUUGGAGAAAGACUGGGCUUCAGCUGCCUCAGGAGGGCCCCUAGGGAAGGGGACCCACAGCCUUGGGGGGAUGGAAUAGCAGGAUAAAUGGGGGCCACCUGCUGGCUCAGGGCCCUCUGGGGGGCGCUGCCAUGUCUCGCAGCUGCUGCUUGUUGGAAAUGGUUUCCAGCUUGUCCUCUCGCCUUUGCCUGGCAAAUUUCAGGGGUGGGGUGCGGGUGUGGAGAGGAAGGGGGAGGAGACGUGGGGUGGAAGGGGCAUCAGGAAGCCACAGCUUUCAGAGCUGAGGCAGCCUAGAUGGGGGCUGGGGGCUGGGGGGCUGGGAUGGGAGGCUGGGAGGCAGUGGAUGAACCCUGAGUUUCCCAAAUGCUGGCCCAGUGUGGAAGGCCUGUGAGGCCCGGGAGAGGCCAGCCUGGGUCUUGGACCCUGGCACCGGGCAACCCUGGCCCAUGCUGACUUCCGUCUUUCUGCUUCUCUCUCAUGGGACACCGUGGCC